Haemorhous mexicanus (house finch) is the source of this 1376-nucleotide messenger RNA. It is a transcript of the gene AGMAT, whose product is annotated as agmatinase. Gene Ontology annotation, molecular function: agmatinase activity; metal ion binding. The transcript is spliced from 7 exons. Lineage: Eukaryota; Metazoa; Chordata; Aves; Passeriformes; Fringillidae. The record is from RefSeq and is a predicted model, not a curated record. The coding region runs from base 86 to 1243 and encodes 385 amino acids.
GCACUCUGCCCAAGCUGGGAACGGGCUCCACAGCACACCUUGCUGCGUUCCCAGUGGGAGAGAGGGUGGGAGUGUGUGGGUCAGGAUGAGGCCUCUGCUCUGGGCUGCCUGCAGCCAGCUGCUGCCCCGGGGAGCUGGGCUCUGCGCUCCCAAGCCAGCUGUGACCACUAUGGUGACCGCAUCACACCACAGCCUGCAGCCUCUGGCCCUUCUGGCCACCUCCAGCUCCCCAGCCAGUGUGUCUGCAGGGUUCCUCCAGCCCAUGGUCCCAGGGAGCAGAGCCCCCAGCUGCUGGAGCUCGCAGUUCAACGUGCCCCCCAGUGCCCUGCUCGUGGCCCGGCCUGUGGGGGUCUGCUCCAUGAUGAGGCUUCCCAUGCGGGCAUCUGCGGAGGGACUGGACGUGGCGUUUGUCGGUGUCCCGCUGGACACAGGCACGUCCAACCGGCCGGGAGCCAGGUUCGGCCCGCGUCAGAUCCGCGCCGAGUCGGCCAUGGUGAGGAGGUACAACGGCAGCACCGGGGCGGCGCCCUUUGACUCCCUGCGGGUGGCCGACAUCGGGGAUGUGAACGUGAACCUCUACAGCCUGCCUGACAGCUGCCGCCUCAUCCGAGAGUCCUACCAGGAGAUCGUGGCCUCCGGCUGUGUUCCCCUCACCUUGGGUGGAGAUCACACCAUUACAUACCCAAUCCUGCAGGCUCUGGCGGCAAAGCACGGUCCCGUGGGACUGGUGCACGUGGAUGCUCACACCGACACCGGGGACACGGCUCUGGGACAGAAGCUCUACCACGGGAGCCCAUUCCGGCGCUGUGUGGAGGAAGGGCUCUUAGACUGCGGCCACGUGGUACAGAUCGGCAUCCGAGGCUCCUCCUAUGACCCCGAUCCCCUCAAGUACUGCCGGGAACAGGGUUUCCGAGUGGUCCCAGCUGAGGAGUGCUGGAUGAAGUCCCUGGAGCCGCUGAUGAGGGAGGUGAGGGCGCAGAUGGGGGACAAGCCGAUGUACAUCAGCUUCGAUAUCGAUGGGCUGGACCCCGCCUACGCCCCGGGCACCGGCACCCCGGAGAUAGCUGGGCUCACCCCUGCACAGGCUUUGGAGAUUAUUCGUGGCUGCAAAGGCCUGAACAUAGUGGGGUGUGACCUUGUGGAAGUUGCACCAAUGUACGAUGUCUCUGGCAAUACAGCCCUCCUGGGGGCAAACCUACUGUUUGAGAUGCUGUGCGUCCUCCCAGGAGUGAAGACACUGUGAGGGCAGUUCCCACCUGCCCCGGGGCAAUGCUCCUCUGUGUCCUCAGCCAGGUUUCCAUGACCCCUUCCCUUCAGGCAGCUGCAGCCAGCGUGGAUUUUGCAGCAUGAAAUAAAUGCCAUUUAGCACUAGAAAA